This is a messenger RNA of Hibiscus syriacus, 1672 nucleotides long. Its product is annotated as rhodanese-like domain-containing protein 7. Bases 26 to 1417 code for a protein of 463 amino acids. The record is from RefSeq and is a predicted model, not a curated record. NCBI's taxonomy places the organism in Eukaryota, Viridiplantae, Streptophyta, Magnoliopsida, Malvales, Malvaceae. The transcript is spliced from 5 exons.
UUUGAAGAAGAAAAAUCACAGGCCGAUGCUAAGGUGUGGAUCACCACUAUUACAAGCCCUGAGGAUGCUAUCAUCUUCACCAUCGUCUUCCCUCAUUCUCUGUAACCCUAAACUUAACCACCUUCCCUCUUCUCCUAAACCCUACUCUAUUCUCUCCCUCUCCUCUCCUCUCUGUGCUUCUUGCGCUUCCUUUGACACCCAGAGGAUGACUCUGUCCAAGCGCUUCACUGCCGCCUCAGCUGACCCGAUUCCCACUUCGGAUCCGCUUCGACCCCAUUCGUCGGAUUUGACGGGAUCCGAAUCCCAAUCACUCGUCGUCGUCUCCUUCUACAAGUUUGCCGAUUUCCCAGACCAUGCUGAUUUGCGCAAACCCUUGAAGCUGCUCUGCCAGUACCUGUUUGUUUCAGGUGGUAUCAUUCUAGCCCCUGAAGGGAUCAAUGGAAGCAUUUGUGGCAUGCGUGAAUCGGUGGAAAGAGUCCUUGGUUUCAUCCAAUCCGAUGACCGUUUAAAGGGGUUAAGGCAGAUAGAAUCCCCGGUUAGUGCCGAGCAGGAAGCUAUCCAUCAUGGACACUCUACUAGCUCUCCUCUUGCAGCAGGUGAGGAUGCACCCUUCCGAUGGGACCAUGUGCGAGUGAAGUUGAAGAAAGAGAUUGUCACUCUUGGAAUGCCGGAUGUAUCACCUAUUGAAAAGGUUGGAAGGUAUGUUAGCCCAAAGGAUUGGAAUGCUUUGAUCAGCGAUCCGGAUACUGUUGUAAUCGACGUUCGCAAUAACUAUGAAACUAGAAUCGGGAUGUUCAAAGGAGCAGUUGAUCCAUGCACGGCAGCGUUCCGCGAGUUCCCAUCUUGGGUGGAGGAUCAAUUCCAACCUGAUGAUGCAGAUGUAGAGCAUGAAAAAGUGAAGGAAGGAUCAAAUGAAAGCAUAACUAAAGAUGCAGAGAGUCCAAAACAAAAAAUGCCAAAGCGGGUUGCAAUGUACUGCACAGGAGGUAUUCGAUGUGAGAAGGCUUCGAGCUUUAUGCUCAGCAAAGGUUUCGACGAGGUCUAUCACUUGAAAGGUGGGAUUUUGAAGUACCUAGAGGAAAUCCCGAGAACGGAAAGCCUGUGGGAGGGUGAGUGUUUUGUGUUCGACAAGCGAGUCGCGGUUGAGCAUGGUCUGAUACAAGGAAAUUUCAAGCUUUGCUAUGGUUGUAAGCAGCCUGUUAGUGAUGCUGACAUGGAAGCGCCGGAGUGGGAGUAUGGGGUGUCGUGUCCCUACUGUUAUUCGACGAAGUCUGAAGAGGAGAAAGAGAGAGCAAGGGCACGACAGAGGCAGUUCGAGGCUUGGGGAAUUAUUGGCGGUCCCGAUAAAGGUCGACGACCAGCAGCAAAGCCAGACAGUAUAAAGACUGACCAGACCAAUGAUUCAGCUUCAGGUUAGCUGGUUGGAAAUCGAGUCUAUUUUGCGGAUGCACUAGUUAGUUUGUGAUUGACUGGAGGAUUAUGUCCGACAUUUUUGUAACCAAGGAAUGCACAAAGUUAGAGUUGAGGUUGCGGAGGGAAAGGCAAAGAAAUUUGCAGAGAUGAAGACAUAUUUCGAGUUGGAAUUUCACCUCUGUCCCUGCCUCGUGCUUUAAUAUUAUCUGGUUUACUGUAUAAUCAAAUCUAAUCUUAAGCUAAGUUGUCUUAUGUAAUG